AUGAAUAAUUUUUUAUUUCUUUUUUUUUUUUGUGUUUUUUCAAUCCAGCCGUGUUGCAUUUCUCUUAAUUUUUCCAGAUAUGUGGAAAGUUCGUUCUGGAAUUUUGAUGCCCUUUUCCAACCUCAGCAACACCCGGCUCGCGAUGCUCACGAUACAUUUUUUGUAUCGGAUCCGGAAAAAAGUUUUGACUUUCCGCAAGAUUAUUUGCUGCUAGUCAAAAAGGUUCAUUCCGAAGGUGGAUAUGGUUCGAAAGGUUACAAUUAUGACUGGAAAUUGGAAGAAGCGCAGAAAAAUGUUUUGAGAACGCAUACAACAGCGGUGAGUGCUCGACAAUUGUAUAAACUUGCGCAAGAGGUGGAAGGAAUCUCGAAUCUUCGAUUCAAACCAACAUAUAAUCCAUACACGGAACCAUCGAUGGAAAUAUUUGCUUUCCAUCAGGGACUCGAUAAAUGGGUUGAAAUUGGAAAUUCGGGAAUGUUCCGCCCGGAAAUGCUGCUACCAAUGGGACUACCUGCAGAUGUGAAUGUUGCCGGUUAUGGAUUAUCCUUGGAAAGUAAUAUAUGCAUCGAGCAGAAAACAAUUUUCAGACCAACAAUGAUUCGAUAUGGAUUCAAUAACAUACGAGACCUGUUUGGCCCAAAAGUCGAUUUACGAAUGAUUUACGAAAGUCCGAUUUGUCGUCUGGAGAAAAGCUGAAG
Messenger RNA from Gongylonema pulchrum, 698 nucleotides. Lineage: Eukaryota; Metazoa; Nematoda; Chromadorea; Rhabditida; Gongylonematidae. The record is from the annotation of a GenBank genome assembly.